Messenger RNA from Symbiodinium pilosum, 2718 nucleotides. NCBI's taxonomy places the organism in Eukaryota, Dinophyceae, Suessiales, Symbiodiniaceae. The record is from the annotation of a GenBank genome assembly.
GCAAAGUUGCCCGAGUUGGACGUAGAUGCCCAACUUUCGGGCGAGGAAGACAAGGACCUGAGCGAGGAGCAAAUCCAACUCGAGGAGUUCAUCGAGGCCGAGUUCCAUCGCCCGACGGGCAUCGCCACUCUUCGGGAGUGGGGAGCCAUCGUACUCCCGGCAGGGAAACACAAAGGGCGGCAGCACAGCACUGUGUUCGAGAGCGACCUUGCCUACGCGGCCCUGAUGGCCCGAAAGAGCUCGUUAACCAGCCCGUGGGCAAAGUCGUUCAAGAACUACAGCAUCGCCAGACUUCGAGCAAUGGCGAAGGCCGAGCAGGCGAAGUUGGACGGAGCGAAGGAGAAGCACAACGACUUGGGGGAGAGGGCGACCGAGGCCGACACCAAGGACAAGGGGAAGGAGAUCCACCACCCGAGGGUGAUCAAGCCAAAGAUGACUCCGAAGAGUCCCGACGAUCAGGACUUGGAUGGAUGGAAGCUGUGCCCCAUGGACAGCUCCCAAGCGUCGGCUUCGACCAAAAGAGCCAACGAAGGGACGACCAGCGGACCGAUGAAAGAGGAGAUGUCGGCGGACCAGCAGCUCGAGCUGAUGACUCGUCAGGCGCUCCUGCGCCGGGAGCUUGCGCAGUUGGAGCAUUUGUGCAAGCAGAUCGAUGCCUGCGCCUUUCAGAUUGAAGAGAAGCUUGAUCAGUUAAAGCAAAACACCAAAGCCCAUGAUUGGAUGCAACACAAACUCCCUCGACUCGAUGUUUUGGAGAUCACGCUGACAGAUGGUUCAGUUGGCAACGCGGUUCGCAGAUGUCGGGGCCGAAUAGUUUCCCUCAAAACCUUCAAUGCGAACAAGAUCUGGCAGCUGAUUUACAUGUAUGAGCCCCGACACCUGUGGAUAGACUGUGGAGGGACGAUACCUUCCAAGGUAUUCGGGUCCAAUUCGACUCUAUUGGAUCUGUACGAACACCAAGUGGAACUUGGAAGGCACUUCCAUUUAUGCAGUGACCGGAAUAUCUUUGAAGCUUCGUCUUUGACAGGCGAUUCCGAGCUGCGGGCCAUUCUUGAAGAAACGUUGUGCGCUUGCCAUGGACCAUCUCAAAGCAUGGCCGAGGGAAGGAUGGGUGGCAACAACUUCUUGAAUCGCAAGCGAUAUGUAUACACCACGUCCAGAGCUCUUCAUCAAAAGGUGGACACCAGAACUGCCCCCACCAUCCUUUCCUCACCAGCACAUCGGAACGAUGACACGACAACACAACGCAGCACCACGAGGCCGCUCCGACUUGCAGACCAAGCAGCCACGGCAAUGGUAACUGAUCGUAGUAUUCCUCUUCUUCUAUCAGAAUUGUUGGUGGUAGAUCAUAAGCGGGAAGGGGAUUUCAACUCGAACAUUGCAGAUGGUUUGUUAGACAGUGCAAAGCAAGUCGUGAAGCGCCGGAGGCUAUGGCGGAAGCAGCCUCAUCCUACUCUGCGGGAUCAAGCGGACAUUCCACUCCGACAGACCAUUGUGGUAUCAAGGCAAGAUGGGCAUGGGCCGGGGUAUAUGGCAUUGAACGAAGAAGAAAAGCGGGAGGCCGAUCCUCGUAUUAUUCAGGCGGCUAAGGAUUAUGCCUGCAGUGUGUGUCUGGAAACGGUUCCGGGUCCGAAACUUGCCAGACCAGCAAGCAUUCAUGUUGAUGGUGAUUUUGGGGAUGUUGUUGGGAUGGAUGUUGCCUACUGGACAGGGAAGAGUGGUCAGCAGCACAUGUUCACACAUAUCAUUGAUGAGGCCACUCUGUUCCAUCAGGCCACGGCAACAGGGAGAACAGUUGAGGACCAAUAUGAGGCCCUGACAGAUAGUUGGACCAAAUGGGCAGGCCCCUGUCAAUUCCUGUAUCUGGAUCCUGCUGGAGAGUAUAUUGGAGAUGAGUGGAGAGAGAAGAUCCAGAGAGAUGGGAUUUGUGUUCGGGUUGCCGCUGGUGAAAGCCAUUGGCAAGUUGGACGGGUGGAGGCACACGGAAAGAUCCUCAAAAGUAUGCUCACUAGGAUGGAUGCUGAGGAGGUGAUCGCUAGUGACGCUGAUUUUAGACUAUGCCUCCGCGCGGCCAUACAGGCCAAAAAUUCGUUGAGUCGCAUUCGCGGCUUCACGCCGGAGCAAGCAGUUUUCGGCAAAAGCUCCCGCCUUCCCGCGAGCUUGAUCUCCGAUGAACAAGCAGCUGGGUGCUUUAUUGGCGCCAACGCAAGGUCGGCCACCGAUCUCGAGGCGAGAGAGGAAGGUGGUAUGACUCUCACAAAUCCAGAUGGAGACACAAUCAUGGAACACGCUGGGCCAAGCAACAGGGGAGUUGCAAAUGCAGAACAGCCAGAAAUGGAAGUGUCUCCUGUAGCUUCGCUAGAUCCUGAACCUCAAGUCCUCCCAGAACCUGUCGUUCCCGAAUCACCUAUGGACCCCGUAAACAUUCCCGUACCAGAAGACGAGGAUGAUGAUAUCCUGUUUGGGGACACAGAAUGUUUCCUCACGUUUCCGAGUGAAGAUCAGGUUUGGGAAAUCAAUGUGUGCGAAACAGAGGUGGAUCCGAAGGAUCUUCCGUCACCAAGUGAGGCUCUUCAGUAUGCAAUGUUAGUCAGCUCUGGGCAAAAGAAGAGGACGGAAGUCCAAUUGCGAGAUCUCACAUCUGCCGAUCGUCAACAGUUUUUGGAGGCUAAAGGGAAAGAAGUGGAUGCAUGGCUCAGUCACCGCACGGUUAGGAAA